Molecule: messenger RNA, 1308 nt
Organism: Penicillium longicatenatum
Lineage: Eukaryota; Fungi; Ascomycota; Eurotiomycetes; Eurotiales; Aspergillaceae
Exons: 1
Coding region: 1-1308 (435 amino acids)
Biological process (GO): protein palmitoylation
Cellular component (GO): Golgi membrane
Molecular function (GO): protein binding; palmitoyltransferase activity
Source: RefSeq, a predicted model, not a curated record
AUGAUCCAACAAUGCGGACCAUCCCUGAUGGACCUCCCAAAGGAACUCCUAAUCCACAUAUCGUCUUUCUUAUCAAAGACCUCAGAUCUGAACGCUCUCUGUCGUGCAAAUAGCACCUUCAACGACCUCCUCACAAAACCUCUUUAUCGUCUGGAUAUCCACCAAAGCAGCAUCGCCCUCCACUGGUCCGCAAAACAUAAUCAAGCCUCAACGGCAAAGAAAUCCCUCUGCGCAGGUGCAGAUUCGCAACUUAACUCAGACUUUGACAAUCAUGUCAAAGGCUGUACUCCGCUACUCUUGGCAGCCUACUACGGCAGCGAGAGUGUCCUCUGUCUCCUACUAGAAAACGACGAUAUAAACUUCAACCCGAACGCGCGAGAUAGGAAAUACCUCCGGCCACCAAUCUCCUGGGCUGUGAAGCAGGGUCAUCGACAUAUUGUCCGUGCUCUAUUAAAGGACGAGCGUGUGGACGUUAAUCUGGAAGAUAAGAAUGGCGACACAGCGUUGCUCACGGCGGCUAAUAUCUCCCACUGGGAGACUGUUUCCAUGUUAGUAGGCAGUGGACGUGCAGAUCCAAGACUACAAAAUCGACAGGGCGCGACAGCCUUAUCGAAAGCUAGUCGUGAUCGAGAGGCCGAGGGCGACGUCGAUCUAUUAUUCGCUACGCAUUUGAGACUUAUUCUUGAUGGGAAUAAUGAGGAGGCUCAUAUCCAGCAUGUAUUUUUCUAUGCGGCUAUUAUGGGCCAAUUGGAGAUUGUGAAGUACCUUGUACAGUUCUUCGGGGAGAAACUCGAUCCAAAUGGUGGUGAUCAUGGGUAUGGACGCGGAGCGUUCUCCAUAGCGGCGGAUCGGGAGCAGAUUGAGGUUGUACGUUUUCUGUUGAGCUGGGAGAAGACAGAUCCGAAUCUCAGGGAUGGGUGGCAGCAUCAGUCGCCACUUUUUGUGGCGGCAAAGCAGAGACGGGUCGGGGUUGUGGAUGUUUUGGUACAGAGUGAACGGGUGGAGUUGGAGUUGGCGGAUGUUCACGGGACUACGCCUUUGAGUGAGGCUGCGACGAGAGAGGGGAACGGGGGUGUGAUUAAUAGUCUGGUUACGGGGGCACGAAGGGCGGAUCCGAAUGCGAGGGAUCAAAAUGGGGAGACAGCGUUGUAUAAGGCUGCUGCGAUGGGGAUCUUGGAGAAUGUGAACGCUUUGUUGGAGGCUGGAGGGAUUGAUCCUAGUUUGGGGGAUUUGGAAGGGAGGACACCGUUGGAUAUAGCGAGGGACUAUGGAUAUCCACUUGUAUGUAAGAGAUUGGAAAGUAUAUAG